Messenger RNA from Anthonomus grandis grandis, 2269 nucleotides. RefSeq names its product transketolase-like protein 2. The transcript has 7 exons. Gene Ontology annotation, molecular function: transketolase activity; thiamine pyrophosphate binding. The record is from RefSeq and is a predicted model, not a curated record. Lineage: Eukaryota; Metazoa; Arthropoda; Insecta; Coleoptera; Curculionidae. The coding region runs from base 163 to 2046 and encodes 627 amino acids.
AGUCGACACUGUCCCUCAGCCUUAGCUAUCGUUUAGUGACUUUCUCGCCUAUUUUUUACUGAUUUGUGUUUUGUGGAUUCAAGUUGAACUUAAAAUAGAUUAUAAAGAAGUUUUAAAAUCGUGGGGUUCUUAAUCAUACAGUUAAGCUUUCUAUAUCUCAUAAUGUCGAACUAUCACAAACUGGAGUCAAAAGUGGCUCAAGAAUUAAGGGAUAUUGCUAACAAGCUGCGAAUACACUCAGUACUUUCAACCCAAGCAGCUAAAAGCGGACAUCCGACAUCAUGUUCAUCCAUCGCAGAAAUUAUGUCGGUGCUCUUUUUCCAUACGAUGAGGUACAAGGUAUCCAAUCCAAAAGACCCGUCAAGUGACCGUUUUGUCCUGUCUAAGGGACAUGCUGCUCCUAUUCUUUAUGCUGCUUGGGCUGAAGCAGGCCUAUUUCCUGUGGAAGAUCUUCUAAAUUUAAGAAAAGUUGAUUCGGACCUCGAAGGUCAUCCUACACCAAGGUUAAAUUUUAUUGAUGUAGGAACAGGAUCUCUUGGACAGGGACUUUCCAUUGCCGGAGGAAUGGCCUUUGUAGGAAAAUAUUAUGAUAAGGCUAACUAUAGAACUUACUGCUUAGUUGGAGAUGGAGAAAGUGCGGAAGGUUCAAUUUGGGAAUCUAUCCAUUUUGCAUCAUACUAUAAACUUGAUAACCUGUGCGUUAUCUUUGAUGUUAAUCGUUUAGGACAGUCUCAAGAAACCAGUAUGGGACAUGAUGUCGAUACCUACCGUAAAAGGCUCGAAGCUUUUGGUAUGAAUGCAAUAGUCAUUGACGGUCACAAUGUUGAAGACUUAGUAAAGGCCUUUCAUACUGCGGCUAACACAAAAGGAAAGCCCACAGCAAUUAUCGCCAAAACCUUAAAAGGAAAAAAUUUCCCAGAGAUUGAAGAUAAAGAUAGCUGGCACGGAAAGCCCUUGGGCGCAGAGUCUAACCGUGUUGUCGAGCACCUGAAGAGUUUAAUUGUAAAUCAGGGAGCUCUGCAAGUGCGUCCACAAAAACCAUUAAAAGAUGAUGCUCCAGCAGUCGAUAUUACGAACAUUACAUUGACAAGUCCACCUAACUAUAAAAUUGGAGACAACAUAGCGACCAGAGUUGCUUAUGGCACUGCUCUUGUAAAGAUUGCGCAAAGUAAUAAGCACGUAAUUGCUCUCGAUGGAGAUAUGAAAAACUCUACAUUCUCUGAGAAUCUUUUAAAGUUUGAUUCUGCUCGUUACAUUGAAUGCUUUAUCGCCGAACAAAGUCUUGUGGGUACAGCAAUUGGAGCUGCAUGUAGAGAUCGAACAGUACCAUUUGUCUCAACCUUUGCAUGUUUUCUGACUCGCGCAUUUGAUCAAAUACGUAUGGGAGCUAUUUCACAAACUAACGUUAACUUUGUUGGUUCCCAUUGCGGCGUGAGCAUAGGAGAGGAUGGCCCAAGCCAAAUGGGUCUUGAGGACCUCGCCAUGUUUAGAGCUGUAUAUGGCAGUACUAUAUUUUAUCCUGCAGAUGCUGUCGCCACGGAGAGAGCUAUUGAAUUGGCAGCAAACACAAAAGGCAUCACGUUUACGAGAGUAAAUAGACCAACGACGGCUGUUAUUUAUCCCAAUAAUCAAGUUUUCCAAGUUGGCAAAGCUAAUGUCAUUAAAUCUACACCCAAAGAUAAGAUAGUAUUGAUUGGAGGCGGUGUCACCCUUCAAGAAUCCUUAGCUGCAGCCAAAGAAUUAGCAAAACAUGGAAUUCCAGCACGCGUAAUUGAUCCAUUCACUGUCAAGCCUCUGGAUUCUGAAACUAUCAUUUCAAACAUUAAAGCAGUGGGCGGUAAAUGCGUGGUUACUGAGGACCAUUAUUACGAGGGAGGACUUGGAGAUGCCGUUAAUGCGGCAGUGGCACUAGAGAAAGAUAUUGUCGUAAAACACCUAGCUAUUGGAGAAUUGCCUAGGUCUGGACCGCCAAAUGUAUUACUAGACUUAUACGGCAUAUCUGCCAAACACAUUGUUCAAGCUGCACAAGAUUUGGUUAAAUCAUAAAAUUAUUUAAUUUUAUAAUUUUUAUCGAACUUUUGGUUUGUGUUUUUUUCGUUUUAUUGCUUUAAGGUUUAAUAUGUUUUGUUCAACCUACAUAAUUAUUUCUGUUGUAGAAAAUGUUGAUUAAUGAUGUAUGCGGUAUUUUAUAGUUUAUUUGAGUUGUAAUACUUUCAAAAAGGUAGUAAAAAUUUGUAUUAUUUAAUUCAAUAAAAAAAAUUUAGAAACA